CAAAAACAAGCGAAACUGACUGCUAAGGCAGAGCCGCCGUUGUCUGCUCUCGGCCGCUUAGACCUCAGACAGGAUGGCUCAGCAGCACCUGUGGAUCUUGCUUCUUUGCCUGCCAACCUGGCCAGAGGCAGCUGGAAGAGAAGCCAGCUUCUUCAUUGUGAAUGGGAUCCUGGGAGAGUCAGCUACUUUCUCCUUUGAUGUCCAACAACCACAACAAGUUCGAACCAUUGCUUUGGUUUCAAAAUCAUCAUCUGUUGCUGUUGUUACAAUAAAGGACUCAGGAAUGGAACCUAUGCUUGUUGUGACCCACAAUAAUUAUCUUGGAAGAAUAAAGGUCUCAGGUCCUAAUUAUGACCUGGUCAUCAGUGAUCUGAGCAUGGAAGACGCAGGAGACUACCUAGCAGACAUAAACACUCAUGACUCACUCACUACCAUCACCAAGCGAUUCAACCUUCAAGUCUACCGUCGGCUUGGGAAACCAAAAAUCACACAGAGUCUGAUGACAUCUGUGAACAGCACCUGUAAUGUCACACUGACAUGCUCUGUGGAUACAGAGGAAAAGAACGUGACAUACAGUUGGAGUCCCCGAGGAAAAGGCAAUGUCCUUCAGAUCUUCCGGGGCCCUGAGAGCCAAGAACUGAACUACACGUGCACAGCCUGGAACCCUGUCAGCAACAGCUCUGACUCCAUCUCUACCCAGCACCUCUGCUCAGAGAUGGUAAUGGGCAGCAGUACUCAACGCAUCAAGCUUCUGAGUGGAUUGACUGUGUUGUUCCUGCUGGUUCUCAUUCUGUCUUCAGUAUUCUUGAUCUAUUGGUACAAGAGACGACAAGAUGCUUCCUCAAAGGCAACAAUAUAUACAUACGUAACAGCUUCAAGAGAGGCACAGCCUGCAGAGUCCAGAAUCUAUGAUGAAAUCCGCCAUUCCAAGAUGUUCCCCACCAAGAAGGAGCAAAUGAACACAGUUUAUUCCGAGGUGCAGUACUCUGAUAAGUUGAGGAAAGCCAGCCGACGGGACAACAAACCUACAGCAACUUCAAGCUAUGAUAUUGUCAUCUAGGUCGGUGAAUCAGCCCUUCUCUGCACAGUUCUUAGCAGCAGGUUCCAAAACGCCAGAUUACAAAAAGUAGGAAACCUGUUGCUGGUCAUAGUUCAGGCGCAGAUAGACAAAGAGAUAGCUGCCCUUUCUGAAAGCGCUCCCUUCUGGAGGAACAACAAGGCAGAGUUCCUGGUACUUCGAAAUACAUAUGGGAAAUCCUAUUUCUAUAGCUCUUCAUAGAAAACAAUCAAGAUUGCUUAUGUCUGAAGACUACACAUCAUGGGAGGUCUCUUAUGCCUGACAGGACAACCUUGCCCAGCAAUUGCAGAUCACUGUUUGACGCAUCUGUAACGGGCCAUGAUGCACCACCUAGGAUACUCUGUUCAGAUUCAGUGCAUGAGAAUACUCCUGAUGUAUGGCUUCCAUCAGCCCCAACAGCACACUGAGCGCACUAGGAAAGGCAUUCAUUCCUUGGAGCAGAUGUAGCCCCUCACCCAGCUGCAUGGUGUAGUAAGCAGGGUAUGGGCCCACACACUCCUUUGCCGGGGAAUAUCGAUGCAGCGUAAACUGGCU
This is a messenger RNA of Ochotona curzoniae (black-lipped pika), 1612 nucleotides long. It is a transcript of the gene CD84, whose product is annotated as CD84 molecule. Gene Ontology annotation, biological process: positive regulation of tumor necrosis factor production; T cell activation; positive regulation of monocyte chemotactic protein-1 production. NCBI's taxonomy places the organism in Eukaryota, Metazoa, Chordata, Mammalia, Lagomorpha, Ochotonidae. The record is from RefSeq and is a predicted model, not a curated record. The transcript is spliced from 7 exons. Bases 74 to 1060 code for a protein of 328 amino acids. Gene Ontology annotation, cellular component: external side of plasma membrane.